GACUAUUCUUGAGUUAGCUUAUUUCAUGUACUGUACAUUAUACGUGCUGUAGGCGAAUGAUGGUUAUAAAUGUAUUCUGUUUUCCUUUCAAACAAAUUUAGGUGUUUCAUGCUGGCUACUGUCUGAAGUAAAGGAUAUUUACUUUGUUUUUAGUUCAGAUGUUCUGUCAAAACUGAGUUUGAUGUUGGAAAAGGAUGUUUUCUACGGUGCCAACAACUCAGAGUUCGCAAAAUCAAAGUUCAUCAGCUAAUAGGCCUGAACUGUAUGAGGAAGUGAAGCUCUUCCGGAACUUCCGGGAAAGAGAAAAAUAUGAUAACAUGGCAGAGCUGUUUGCAGUGAUCAACACAUUGCAGUGGUUAGAGAAGGCCUACAUACGUGAUGCCAUCACACCAAAAGAGUAUACGGCAGCCUGCUCCAAGUUACUGGUGCAGUACAAGGCAGCUUUCAAGCAAGUACAGAGCGAUCAGAUACCCACUGUCGAGACGUUCAUGAAGAAAUACAGGAUGGAUUGUCCAGCAGCCAUGGAGAGAAUUAAGGAGGAUCGACCAAUCACAAUCAAGAAUGAUGACGGCAACACAAGUGAAUGCAUCGCGCAAAUCGUUUCGCUGUUCAUCACGGUCAUGGACAAGCUCCGAUUGGACAUGAAGGCUGUUGACGAGAUUGAACCCGAACUGCGGGAACUCAGCGAAACCAUGAACAAGAUGACCCUGCUCACCGACGACUACCAGGGGAAGGAGAAGGUCAAUUCCUGGUUAAAGACCAUGUCAUCGAUGCGAGCUUCUGACGAACUCGAUGAAGACCAAAUCAGACAGUUGCUGCACGAUCUGGACUCGGCCUAUCAGAGCUUUAUACGUCUGCUCGGAACCGGAUCGUGAGUAGGUUGAAUUGCUGGGUCAGCAAAGUACUUGUGUGAAACAUGAAAAUCAUUCAAGUGUGACAAAUUACUCGGAGCAUAUCAUUAGUGUUGAAAACGACACAUUGUGAAAUGUGAAAGUUUGAUCACCCUCCAUGAUUUGUAGACUGUUACAUGAUAUGUAAAAGAACACUGUAUGAUGUACAUGUAAUUGUAAUUGUAUAUAUUCUUUAAAUGUUUUUGUUAUUAACCUAGCUUGAUACACAUGUAAAGAGUUGUGUGAAACACUACAUGCGGGCAAUUCAGAAUACAGUGCGCCACCAAGAGGUAGCCAUGAAAAGGCUGUGUUUCGCAGUGCAUUGUGGGAAAUGGUCAAUCGAAUUCUAUUCACCGGGUGUGUGCAGGGAGCUUGAAUUACAAUGUAUUCCUAAUAUUUGCCAGGGAAGAAGAUUUGUUAGCGUGUUUUGAGUAGCAGUUGUUAUCAAUCCUUUUAUCUUUCUGUUGCAUGGAAUGCCCCAAUGAGUCCAACAAUUUCUCCAAGUUGACUACUGACACACCGGUACGCUCAAAUGCAAAUGUCGCGGCAAGGCAGCCGUGCUUUUGUCGACCGUAAACUUGCAAAAUGGCCUCUCUAUGGCAAGCUCUUGGUCGUGCACUGUAUUGUGAAUUGCCUUUGUGUAUAUUCCUGUUCUGUCUGUGAUGUGAAAAAGAAGGUCUUACUUUUCUUGCUUCCUUGAUAUGCGUGCAUUACUCCCUGGGCAUUCUCAAAUGCAAAUGUAGGCUUUUGCAAACACUCCAGUUUCAUGCCAGUCCCUGAAAAUAUGGUAAAAACAUGGAUGACUUAGUUUUAUUGUCCUGGAAGAUUAUGUGCCUGUUGGAAAGAAAAAUGGCUUGAUCUCUUGAAUGUGAGAUUAAGGCGGUGUGCUGUAACGACAACUAUUGGUUAAGAGGAUGCAUUGUACUGAAUGGGUACUAAAAAUGUCAAACAUCUCACGUGAGCAGUCAUCAUUACUAUUCUGAAGGUGAAAGGUGAUAGCUUAAUGUCGCCAACUCUGGCAUACGUGUUGGUGAUUUUAAGAACACCACCGGACAGUCCACUACAACUGUCCAGGCUGUCAGACGUCCAGGUAGUAGCCUCAGUUUAUGGUCCCACUUUUGCUUUUGGUGAUGAUAAAUUUACUUAGUUAAAAUUCUGUCAUUAAAAACAGAGUGUGGAAUUGAUGACGGGUUGCCAACCCUUAUUUUUCUUCUCUUCAUUGUUUCCCUCAAUAUUUGUCUAGUUUGAAAAGCAGAUGGCCUGACUGUAAUAAAUGAUUGAGUGGAAGCACUGUAGAAGACCAGCUUGUAAAGGCAGAUGCCAAACUGUUCCAAGAAUUCAGGUACACAUGUACCUAUCAAAUUUAUUGGGUGCAAAGAACAUUUAAUCCCAAAAAGGGACCACCAUGCGAUAGAUAUUCAUUUUGGAUGAAAUGCUUAAUUUGCACGCCAUACAAGUUGUUCUCUUUUUUUUUCUUUUUCGGUAAACGUAUAAAAGUGUGAGGGCAGUUUUUAUGUACCGGCAUGUACAUGUAGAUGGUCUUUGAUGAGCUUGGUUGGACCCUUGUUAUUCCAAGGUCAUUUCUGGGUAUCUUUUUUAUCAAAGUUGGUGUUGUAAAAAAAAAAAGCGGGGGAGGGCUUUUCUUUUACAGUGUACCUUUGGUGGGUUUAUCAAUCCAAAGUUAAUGGAACUUUAAAUUUGGAUAUUUGAUAAGUGCCAAGAGAGUCUUUGUUGAUGCAGUGUGCUUGUAAGGUGCUUGAAAAAUAAUGUCAAAAACGAAAUUGUUCCGAAGUCAUCGUAUGAGGAAUGAUUGUUCAAGCUUAACAUCUUGCUUACGAGAGGAAAGCCUGGAAAAUUCAACCGACAGAUGUUGCAAUGAAGCAAUAUGCUUCAUGGGAAAUAUUUGGACUGUGAUAAAUAAUACCCCGCUGUACUUCUUUCCUGGACUGGAGAGUAUAUUGCAGUUUUUCAGUAUGCCGCUUGAGUGCAAGUGGGAAUAAUGCUCCUUUGUGGUUUUGGAAAUGGUCGCCUCGGUAUCCCGUCAAAAUCUGAUGCAGCAGAGGAAGAAUCAGGUUUGCCUAGUUUAGGUUAACCCUGAGAAAGUUAAAAGUAUCAAGAUUUUAAUUAGUGUAAAAUAAACCAAAGCGAGAGCAGCCGAAA
Messenger RNA from Acanthaster planci (crown-of-thorns starfish), 3050 nucleotides. RefSeq names its product VPS28 subunit of ESCRT-I (gene vps28). Lineage: Eukaryota; Metazoa; Echinodermata; Asteroidea; Valvatida; Acanthasteridae. Gene Ontology annotation, cellular component: ESCRT I complex. Gene Ontology annotation, molecular function: protein-containing complex binding. Gene Ontology annotation, biological process: protein transport to vacuole involved in ubiquitin-dependent protein catabolic process via the multivesicular body sorting pathway. The record is from RefSeq and is a predicted model, not a curated record.